Musca vetustissima is the source of this 1284-nucleotide messenger RNA. Its product is annotated as sister chromatid cohesion protein DCC1-like. Gene Ontology annotation, biological process: mitotic sister chromatid cohesion; maintenance of mitotic sister chromatid cohesion. The coding region runs from base 1 to 1284 and encodes 427 amino acids. NCBI's taxonomy places the organism in Eukaryota, Metazoa, Arthropoda, Insecta, Diptera, Muscidae. Gene Ontology annotation, cellular component: chromosome, centromeric region; chromatin; Ctf18 RFC-like complex. The transcript is spliced from 5 exons. The record is from RefSeq and is a predicted model, not a curated record.
AUGGCAGAAGAGUCAUAUAUGGAAGUGGAGGAGCCAGAGGAGACAUUGUAUGUCCGCAACUUGGAUGAUGUCAAGGGCAUAAUCAAACAUGCCAAAUUGGAUGAAAGGAAUCUAACGCAUAUAACACAGGCCAUUUACUAUCCAUCCGCUGAAAUUGUUAGCGACAAUCUAAAACUUCUCGAAUUGGAUGAUCACAUGAUCAAACAAAUCCACGAAGGACAAUCUUUAUACUUCAAAGGUGGUCACAAUGAGAAGGUGGUACUGUGUACCGAUGAAAAAACCUAUGAUGUAAAGGCAGCAGAAAUUUCCAAUAGCCUACUGUUGAUACCCGAUUUAAAAUUUGCCGCCGCCACCAGUACAUCACCAUUGAAAAGUCCACGUACCGCCAAUAAUACUUCCCUCGAACGCAGUCUAAACGAUAGUGCCGAUGACGAUUUGUUAAUGGAACGUACCUUGGAGCAGAGGAAAAUUCUAAAAAUAUUUCAUGAAUAUUUUGAAUGUCGUGAAAUACGACCGAAAUUUCGUAAAAUGGGUGAUCUACUACAAUUGACACGUUAUUCCGGCCCCGAACAUGAAGAGGCAAUAGAUCGUAAAUUGUUGUUUACAUUCAAUCAAUUAUUGGACACCAUACAAUGUAGUCGUAAGGAAUUUGUUGAGGGUCUAAAACAGUAUCGUGCCAUAGAAUUUGAAGGGUGGAUGCGUGUCCUAGAAUGUGAAUAUGAAUAUCGUAUUGUCAACUUGAUGGUGGGAUUGAUUGCAGAAAAUUCCUGGCCUCUUGAUGAGGUGGAACGUGAAGAGACCAUCAAUGCUUUGGAGGGUAUUGCCCCAAAACAAAUUGUUGAGGGCCUCUUUGAUGUCUACACUAUACCCACAGAGGGGAAGGAAAAUCGUUAUACUUAUAAGGAAGAUUUGGUGGCCCGAAUUGUGGCACAAAAUAUUUUACAACCAGGUUUGAAAUUUCGGGUGGAUGAGUUUUUAAGCACCUGGCAAGAGGCUGUGCCCGAGGGCAUGAAAUGUGAUGAAAAAUAUCUAAGAGGUUUGGGUAUAUUCGAUAAGGAAGGUGCGGUGCCUUGUAUACGCUCAUUGGCGGAAGAAAAUUUGCCCCUGAAUAUACAUGAUCGCAUGAGAAUGCUGUUUAAAACAAAACCGAAAUGGACUUUGGAUGAAAUUGAACCUUAUAUUGAAUGCUUCUCCACCCCCAUCCUUUCCGUUUCCCAAAUUAUGGCCAAAUAUGCCCGUUCAUUAAUGGAAAAUGGUGUUCGUUAUUAUGUUACUAAACAUUAA